Molecule: messenger RNA, 2184 nt
Organism: Acinonyx jubatus (cheetah)
Lineage: Eukaryota; Metazoa; Chordata; Mammalia; Carnivora; Felidae
Gene: ICAM4
Product: intercellular adhesion molecule 4 (Landsteiner-Wiener blood group)
Exons: 3
Coding region: 258-1100 (280 amino acids)
Biological process (GO): cell-cell adhesion
Cellular component (GO): membrane
Molecular function (GO): integrin binding
Source: RefSeq, a predicted model, not a curated record
GCUCUUCAGAACCUCUUAAGAUUCUAGCGAAAAUUAAAGAUUCCUCUCCAGAAAACUCUCUGACCCUUGGUUUCUGGUGGUUUGGAAUCCCGUUCUUGAGCCGAGGGAGGGGCUGAGGGUCUUUACGCAGGCUCCAGGGCCCUCUAGGGGCCUCUGUCUCUCCGGGUGGGGCUGAGGAGGCGGGGCUGCGGGCCUCCUUAUCUCCACAGCCAGCUUUGGCUCCCUGGCGCGGGGCCCCUCAGUCUGGGCCCUUUCCCAUGGGGUCUCUGCUCCCCCUCUCGCUGCUGGUUUUGCUGGCGGCUGCCUACCGGGGAGGCGGGAGCGCGCGUUGGCGCCGGGCUGCGCGGGCUCAAGGCCCCGGAGGCCACUCUCCGGGGCCCUCGGAGACCUCGGCGUCCUUCUGGGUGCGCGUGAGCCCGGCGUUCAAGGCCGUGCCGCCGGGGGGUUCAGUGUGGCUUAACUGCAGCAGCAGCUGCCCCCUGCCGGAGAAUUCCAGCCUCAGCACUCGGCUGCGGCGGGGCCGAACGCUUAGUGGGCCCGGCUGGGUAUCCUACGAGCUGUUGGAUGUGAGGGCCUGGAGCUCCGAGGUGCGCUGCUUCGUCACCUGCGCAGGAGAAACGCGGGGGGCCACGGCCAAGAUCACCGCCUACAAACAGCCGCACAGCGUGAUCCUGGAUCCCCCAGUCUUAGUGGGCAGUGAGUACACGCUGCGCUGCCACGUGACACACGUAUUCCCCGUGGGCUUCCUGGUGGUGACUCUGAGGCGCGGCGGCCGGGUCAUCUACUCUGAGAACCUGGAGCGCUUCACUGGCCUGGACCUGGCCAAUGUGACGCUGACGUACACGUUACCCGCUAGGCCCCGCGACUUCUUGCAGCCCGUGACCUGCCACGCACGCCUCAAUCUUGAUGGCUUGGUGGUCCGCAGCAGCUCGGCACCCAUGACGCUCACAGUCCUCGCUUGGAGCCCCGCGCCCAAGGUCUUGGCCUCCACCUCCAUCGCGGCCUUUGUGGGGAUCCUUCUCGUCGUGGGGGCCACCUACCUGCGAAAAUGGCUAUUGAUGCAGUCCCGGGGUGCAGAGGGGGUGGUCCAUGACCGCUGAGCCAGAAGAAAAAGGAAUCAGAAGCAAUUUGGGGAACCCUGACUGGUUCAAUAAAGCCUUCCUCAGUAAGCCUCUGUCCCAUGGCCUAAACGUCCCCCAUUAGGGUUCCUUUUUGGCCUUGCCUCAAUCACUUUCUCCAAGUUCCUGGUCUCUCUUAGGGCACCUGAGGUUUCCUCAUUCUCAACCACCUGGGGACCUGGGCGUCCCAGUCCCUCUGCAUUUCCAGCCAAGUGUGGCAAAGUACUUCUCCUGCAGGCAUUAUCAGAGGGGUGCAGAUAGGCAUAGUUUGGGUACUGGAGGGCUUUGGGCUGUGGUGGUGGUAGGAGAUGGCUCACAGUAUGGUUUUUCCCGAUUGGCUCUGCUGCUGCCACGCUGCAGCUCUGAUUGGAUGUUAAGUUUCCUUUCCUAUCCCCCACCCCCCUUAAAACCUAGCACUUUCCUGGAGGACAGGGGUGGAGCGAGAACUGGCCCCCACAGUUCACUGUUAGUGCUGGGGGGAGAGCACAAAUGGGAGGGGGCCCAUGACAAUGAGGGACAGAGCUAUGAAGAAAAGGUGCCCAUGUGGUGACUGCAGGGAAGGAGCAAUCAGAUGGCCCACGUGGGGUGUCCCAGACUCAUGUCCUGGCAAUGUCUUGAUAGUCACCGGGCACAUGCGGGGGUGUCAAAGCUUGGGGCCCGGAUGAAGGGUCGAAGUGUUAUAGUUGGUCUCUUGGUCUCGCGUGGACAGAAUCCGAGCCCGCACUGGGUAUCUGGCAGGGCCCGGGCUGUCCAGGGCCCUGCCUACCGCGCGGAAAGCGGAUUCUGGGGUGCUCUUCCGAGGCUUGAGCUCAUACACGCCGCGUAGACACGUGCCCGCUGCACGCUGGGUAAAUACAGACCCAGAGCGGAGCCGACCCUAAUUUAGACGCCCGCGAACGCUGCGCGCAUGCACACGUGUUCCCGACUCGCUGGCACUUUCGUCCCCACCCCCUCUGUCGCGUGCGGGGGCGGAGCCGGAGGGGGACUAGGGGCGUGGCUGUAAGCCUCAGCUCUCCGGGUCAAAAGGAGAAGGAUCCGUGAGGGAGGCCUCCCCACACCCUUCCCU